AUGUGGAUCACACUCAUGUACCUUUUAUAUCAGCAGUUGUGUGAUCCUGGUGAAUUUCUUUGCCACGAUCAUGUGACUUGUGUCUCCCAGAGCUGGCUGUGUGAUGGGGACCCUGACUGCCCUGAUGAUUCAGACGAAUCUUUAGAUACCUGUCCCGAAGAAGUAGAUAUCAAGUGCCCCUUGAAUCACAUCGCUUGCCUUGGUGCCAACAAAUGCAUUCAUUUAUCCCGACUAUGCAAUGGUGUCUUGGACUGCUCAGAUGGGUAUGAUGAAGGGCUGCACUGUCAGGAACUAUUACCCAAUUGCCAGGAGUUGAAUUGUCAGUAUAAAUGUGCAGUGGUCAGAAAUAGUACACGAUGUUACUGUGAGGAUGGGUUUGAAGUGAAAGAAGAUGGGAGAAGCUGUAGAGAUCAAGAUGAAUGUGCUAUUUAUGGUGCAUGCAGCCAGACCUGCAUAAAUACAUACGGAUCCUAUGCUUGCAGUUGUGUGGAGGGCUACAUAAUGCAGCCAGACAACAGAUCUUGCAAAGCCAAAAACGAACCGACAGAUAGGCCACCUAUGCUAUUAAUUGCAAAUUCUGAAACAAUUGAGGUUUUCUAUCUUAAUGGCAGUAAAAUGGCAACCCUGAGCUCGGUCAAUGGAAAUGAAAUUCAUACUCUGGAUUUUAUUUACAAUGAAGACAUGAUUUGUUGGAUUGAAUCAAGAGAAUCUUCAAAUCAGCUCAAAUGUAUCCAGAUAACAAAAACAGGAAGAUUAACAGAGGAAUGGACCAUUAAUAUUCUUCAGUCCUUCCACAAUGUGCAACAAAUGGCGAUUGACUGGCUUACCAGAAAUCUCUAUUUUGUGGACCAUGUCAGUGACCGGAUCUUUGUUUGUACUUACAACGGGUCUGUGUGUGUCACCCUGAUUGACCUGGAGCUUCACAAUCCUAAGUCAAUAGCCAUAGAUCCAAUAGCGGGAAAACUUUUCUUUACUGACUACGGGAAUGUGGCCAAAGUGGAGCGAUGUGACAUGGAUGGGCUGAACAGAACAAGGAUAAUUGAUUCAAAGACAGAACAGCCAGCUGCAUUGGCACUAGACUUAGUCAACAAAUUGGUUUACUGGGUAGAUCUUUACUUGGACUAUGUGGAAGUCGUGGACUAUCAAGGAAAAAACAGACAUACUAUCAUUCAAGGCAGACAAGUCAGACAUCUUUAUGGAAUAACUGUGUUUGAAGACUAUUUGUAUGCAACCAAUUCUGAUAACUUCAGUAUCAUAAGGAUAAACCGAUUUAAUGGCACUGAUAUUCAAUCAUUAAUUAAAAUGGAAAAUGCUCGAGGAAUCAGAAUUUAUCAAAAAAGAACUCAACCAACAGUCAGAAGCCAUGCAUGUGAAGUGGAUCCAUAUGGAAUGCCAGGAGGAUGCUCACACAUCUGUCUGCUCAGCAGCAGUUACAAAACACGGACCUGUCGCUGCAGGACGGGCUUCAACUUGGGAAGUGAUGGCAGGUCGUGCAAAAGACCAAAGAAUGAGUUGUUCCUCUUUUAUGGGAAAGGACGCCCAGGAAUUGUUAGAGGAAUGGACUUGAAUACCAAGAUAGCUGAUGAAUACAUGAUCCCCAUAGAGAAUCUGGUAAACCCUCGUGCUUUAGAUUUCCAUGCAGAAACCAAUUAUAUCUACUUUGCUGACACCACCAGUUUCCUGAUUGGCCGGCAGAAGAUAGAUGGCACUGAGCGAGAAACCAUCCUGAAAGAUGAUCUUGAUAAUGUGGAAGGAAUUGCUGUGGACUGGAUCGGAAAUAACCUUUACUGGACAAAUGAUGGCCAUAGGAAGACCAUUAAUGUGGCCAGGCUAGAAAAAGCUUCUCAGAGUCGGAAGACUCUUUUAGAGGGAGAAAUGUCCCAUCCCAGAGGGAUUGUGGUGGAUCCUGUUAAUGGUUGGAUGUAUUGGACAGACUGGGAGGAAGAUGAAAUAGAUGACAGCGUGGGAAGGAUCGAGAAGGCCUGGAUGGAUGGCUUCAAUCGGCAGAUUUUUGUGACUUCAAAGAUGCUGUGGCCAAACGGUUUAACUCUGGACUUUCACACCAACACAUUAUACUGGUGUGACGCCUAUUAUGAUCAUAUUGAAAAAGUGUUUUUGAAUGGAACUCACAGGAAGAUUGUUUACAGUGGGAAAGAGUUGAACCAUCCUUUUGGACUGUCGCAUCAUGGGAAUUAUGUGUUCUGGACUGAUUAUAUGAAUGGUUCCAUUUUUCAAUUAGAUUUGGUAACGAAUGAGGUGACAUUACUGAGACACGAAAGACCACCCCUGUUUGGGCUUCAGAUUUAUGAUCCACGGAAGCAACAAGGUGACAACAUGUGCCGAGUAAAUAACGGCGGCUGUAGUACAUUGUGCUUAGCCAUUCCAGGAGGCCGAGUAUGUGCAUGUGCCGACAAUCAACUUUUAGAUGAAAAUGGGACAACUUGCAUAUUUAAUUCUGGAGAAGUAUUGCCUCACAUAUGCAAAGCUGGAGAGUUCCGCUGUAAAAACAGACACUGUAUCCAAGCUCGCUGGAAAUGUGAUGGUGAUGAUGACUGUCUAGACGGAAGUGAUGAAGAUUCAGUAAAUUGCUUCAAUCAUAGCUGUCCUGAUGAUCAGUUUAAAUGCAAAAAUAAUCGCUGUAUCCCCAAGAGAUGGCUCUGUGAUGGAGCUAAUGACUGUGGAAGCAAUGAAGAUGAAUCCAAUCAAACCUGUGCAGCCAGAACAUGCCAGGUGGACCAAUUUUCUUGUGGAAAUGGGCGCUGCAUUCCCAGAGCCUGGCUGUGUGACAGGGAAGACGACUGUGGUGACCAGACAGAUGAAAUGGCAUCUUGUGAUGAUGACUGUGGGGACGGCAGUGAUGAAGUUGGCUGUGUUCACUCUUGCUUUGAUAAUCAGUUCAGGUGUUCCAAUGGCAGAUGUAUCCCAGGCCAUUGGGCCUGUGAUGGUGACAAUGACUGUGGAGACUUCAGUGAUGAAGCCCAAACCAAUUGUACCAGAGAAGAAUGCAAGCUGCAAGAAGGAAACUGUGACAACGGGUCGCAGCAUAUCCAUGGGCAGCCAUACCCUGUCAUUUGCAUGCGUUACUUUGCAAAAUUUGAUCAUCCAUAG
Messenger RNA from Lynx canadensis (Canada lynx), 3108 nucleotides. Its product is annotated as low-density lipoprotein receptor-related protein 1B-like. Bases 1 to 3108 code for a protein of 1035 amino acids. NCBI's taxonomy places the organism in Eukaryota, Metazoa, Chordata, Mammalia, Carnivora, Felidae. The transcript is spliced from 20 exons. Gene Ontology annotation, molecular function: calcium ion binding; protein binding. The record is from RefSeq and is a predicted model, not a curated record.